Phragmites australis (common reed) is the source of this 2901-nucleotide messenger RNA. RefSeq lists its product as uncharacterized. Lineage: Eukaryota; Viridiplantae; Streptophyta; Magnoliopsida; Poales; Poaceae. Gene Ontology annotation, biological process: sesquiterpene biosynthetic process. Bases 974 to 2479 code for a protein of 501 amino acids. The transcript has 2 exons. Gene Ontology annotation, molecular function: cyclase activity. The record is from RefSeq and is a predicted model, not a curated record.
AAUCGACUGGAAAUUCUCCGGCUUGCUCCGUGUUGCCCACUUGCAGAACAUUGGGGACUCCGCCGACGACUGGUUGAGGACCGGGGUCGGAGACCAACAAGAUUCGGCCGCGGAGUGCCGGAGACUUGGAGACUUCGAGGUGCGCGCGCAUGUCGCCCAAUCCUCCCGUUGGUUUUGCUUGCCCAAACUCUCAGUACGCUUCGGCUUGUUUCUCUGCCCCUUCGCUGUAGUAGUUUCCAGUUCAGUUUGUUGAGAUCAUUCGAGGAACCAGUGAUCUUGGAGACGCGUGCUCUCUUCCCUGGCAGUCAAUCUUGUGGUGCCGCCUUGGUGCCCUCGUGCACGCACGGCGACGGCGGCUGAGCGCCCUUUUCAACUCCCGCCGAUUUCGUUCACAUUGCUUCGUGAGCACACUGCGCAGCACGCGGCGCUCCAGCAUUGACUGGUUCGCCGGAUUACUUUUAUCUCGAACAAAAACAGUCACUGGCAAGUUGCUUCGGAGUGAUGUCAUGUACUCAGGUGUCUGAAGCUGCCCAACCGCUUUGUUCGUGCACAGAAGGACUUUCCACGGGGAGAUGACAAGGCUGCACCGACCAACAAACCAAAGUCACCUGCUUCCGUCCUAAGGAAAGACUCUGUUCCGUUUACUGGAGUCAAAUUUCCUGACGCCCGGUGUCAUUCGGUAAGAUUUGAAGCUCGGUUAGCUGCCAACCAACCCCUUUGCCCUAGCUCAGGUUCUCCCCACAGCUCCAGUUCAUCGCAAGAAGCUUGUAGUGUCCUUCGAGUCUGCUGCGCUGUGGGUUCUGAUCAAUCAAGCAGUUGUCCAACGAGUUCUUUGGGGGAUGCUUCUUGCUCUGGUAGUUUGGUUCAGUUUUCUCCAUCUGAGAGGAUUCCAACUCUGUUCUUUCACAUGUUCAACAAAGUGAUGUAAUUCCUUUGACAGCCGCCUUUGAAUUGAUGGUCCUUCCAUAACUACAUGGCGCGGAAUAUCACUGAAGAUGUUCCAUCUUCAGAUCUAAAUUCAACAAUUCUGACUGAAUAUCAUAUCACGGUCCCUACUCAACAUGAUGGACUAGUGCAAGGGUCAGUCCCUCAUGAAAUACGGCUUCUUGAUUUCCUGGAGGCCACGCCUUCGGUGCAAUGGCUAAAGAAGAUUGAUCUUUGUUCCCCAUUGACAAAUUUUCAGCUGCCAUCCACUGGCAUCCACCGCUAUCUCCAUGUUCACUUCAUCAGAAGAAUCAACUGGAGUUCAGUCUUCACCAUAUGCAAGAAAUGGCUCAAGCAUCCUCUGAACAUUGCUCUCCUCAUAUGGCUGCUCUGUGUCACUGCCUCUGGUGCCAUGUUGAUCUUGCUUAUGUUAGGAUUGCUGAACAAUGCAUUUCCUUCCAAGUUCUUAAGAAAUCACUGGGUAGAGAUUGACAACCAAAUCCUUAACGCCCUCUUCACCCUCAUGAGCAUAUACCAGCACCCAAAUCUCAUCCACCACACUGUUCUCCUCUGCCGUUGGCAGCCAGAGGGUGCAGCCGAGCUUAGGAAAGUUUACUGCAAGAAUGGGGCGUGCCAUCCUAAUGAGAGAAUACACAUGUCUUUUGUGGUGGCUCUCCUCCACAUCACUUGCAUCUGCCAGUAUGUUGAUUGUAGCCUCUACUGGGGCUAUCCCAGCAUAUCACGCUCUGAGUUUGCUGACAACUUCUUCUUCAUCCUAGGCAUCGCUGCACCGGUCUUUGCCGGAGUGUACACAGUGUACAGCCCUCUUGGCAGAGACUCCGAUGCUUUGUCUGAUGAAGAAAUAAAAAGACCAGACAUGGUUCAAGUCGAGUUGGCAGAAACAAGAAUUGUGGUAAGCAAUCCUGCGUGGGCAGGGGGGCUGUUUGACUGCAGCGAGGACCCCACAGCAUGCUACCUCUCUUUCCUGUGCACGUUCUGUGUGUUUGGCUGGAACAUGGAGAGACUAGGGUUCGGCAACAUGUAUGUGCACACCGUCAUGUUCCUGCUGUUGUGCGUCACACCAUUUUGGGUGUUCAACAUCACAGCGCUCAACAUCCAUGACUACGUUCUUGGUGAUGUCCUCGGUGCUGCGGGCAUCGUGCUGUGCUUCUUUGGCCUGCUGUACGGGGGUUUCUGGAGGAUCCAGAUGAGGAAGACAUAUGGGCUGCCCAGAAGAAGGUGGUUCUGUGGAUCAGCAUCAUUGACAGACUACGUGCAAUGGCUGUUCUGCUGGUCGUGCACUCUUGCGCAGGAGGUGCGCACGGGGAACUUAUAUGAUGCAAAGAAUGGCAACUUCUAUGAGAAACUGAUGUACAGUGGUGAUGUGGAGAGUGGGUCAGGAUCAUCUGUUACGGCGGAAUUACCGGUUUCUAUGGGAGUAGAAGAGCAGAAUGGUACUGGUGUCGAACUCUUGGUGGAUGGUGAAAUGAUCCCGCCCACCCAACCUUUAAUAGAGUUUGAGGAGAGGGAAGGCACUGAUGCAGAAGUUGUCUAAAUUAUGGACCGAGAUCUUCUGACUUCAGUAGUCAAGUGACAUCAAGUGGAUCUGAGGUGAACAGUUUACAUAUGGUGCUACAGUAGUUGAUAAACAAUAAAUCCGUGCUACUGCAUUGGUGAACAGUAUCCAUGCUACAGCAAUCGGUUGCAAAAUACUGUUCAUCUAGACUCAGUUUACUGUUUACCUCCGACUUCACACGUCUGAAGUUGGAGGAUCUCGAUCCAUAAAUAAUAGCAUCCAGACCAAAAGCUAACCCACAUCUAAAGGAUGAUUUGAUCUUAUGGUAUGCAGAAGAAGUUUCGCAGAUUCGAAACAUGCAUCGAGUUUGUAUUGUAACUUUGGAAACUUGUAACUUUGGAAACGUGUAAACUUUAUUCAUUUAUACCGAAAUUAUAAAGUACAGUUUUUCUUUAUGUACA